Messenger RNA from Anneissia japonica, 2213 nucleotides. RefSeq lists its product as uncharacterized. The transcript is spliced from 14 exons. The record is from RefSeq and is a predicted model, not a curated record. The coding region runs from base 165 to 1436 and encodes 423 amino acids. Lineage: Eukaryota; Metazoa; Echinodermata; Crinoidea; Comatulida; Comatulidae.
GCCUCCAUUAGCUUCCCCCUCUCCCAUUUCAAGACUGUUAGAUACGCCAUUGAACAGGUCAAUGUUACCGUAUGUGAAAAGGGAAACGUACUUUUGGUUGUUUCCCGUUGAAAUUAGUGUUGUAUUUUUGGCGGCGUUUGCUUUCCAUAAAGAAGCACAGCAAGAUGUUUAGGCAAAAAAAUGCAUACAGAACUCCAGAUUUUACUAAUUGUGAUCCCAAUGAGGAAUUUGUUUGCCCAUAUGAUUCGAAUCACAAAAUAAGGGCCAAACGAUUUCCAUACCAUCUGAAGAAUUGUCGCAAGAAUUUUCCACUAUCAAAUAUGGCUCAUUGCCCAUUUAAUGCACGACAUGUUGUGCCUGGACCAGAGUACAAGUACCAUCUAACAAACUGCCCUGAUAAACGGGUCAUUGAACAGGAUAUUGCAUAUGAACAACAGAAGCAAAAUGGUGAAGAGUCACCCUUCAAGGGUUGCACUGAUGUGCCACCUUAUAAUACUUGGGAACCACCCCCAUCUUCUGAAGACUGGGAUGCAGAAAUGAGGAAUGAGCCAAACUACGAUUACACUCCACCUACCGAUGCAGGGCAGCACAUUUAUCGAAGCACUUGCGGAAUGACUCCUGCUGAGAAGAGAGCACACCGAGAGUACCUGAAAAGACAAGAAGAACGACGAAAGGCAGGAUUGCCACCUGAACCAGAGUUUUUUGGAGGAGAAGCUCAUUGUGGUGUUCCUGAACUGGUUCGUCCUUCAAGCCAGCCCCCUUUGAGAUUGCCUCGAGAACCACCAAAAGCUUAUCAACAUGUAAACCAAAUGGCUAUGGGUGGUGAGAAUACACAGCUUGGACUGGUUGGCCUUGGAAGAGGGCUUCUGAUGAACAAACAAAUGAUGAUGGUGAAUGACUCAAGUAAAGCAGAUGGUGACCUCAUGAAAACUAAGGCGGCAAUGCUACCCACAGCCCAAGGUUUUGGACGGGGCAUGGCAGCUAAUUUUAAGACCGAACCCAUUCAAACCAAUGGACAUGCAGUUGCUCCAGCUGCCCAAACAUAUGUCAGAACGGUAGGUCGUGGACGGGGAGGUACCCCACAGAACCGGAACAGACAACUCAUAAUAAAGACAGCUCCAACUGUAGGGGGUCUGGCGGGUCAAAAGACACAAACGAGCUAUGCCAUCAAUAAAACAGAACCAUCAAAACAUGAGGAAGAGAAUAAUGAUGUGAAAACCAGUCAAUUAUCAUCUGGAGAUUCUUCAUCUCAAGAAGAAUCCGAAGACACCAUGAGAAAGAAACUAAUCAGGAAGCUGAUGAAAAAACUGAAUGGGAUAAAGAUACUUGAGAUGAAGAAAGAAGAGGGGAAAGAACUAACAGAAGAGGAGGAACUGAAGGUUUCAAAGAAAGCCUCGAUCCAAAAGGAAAUAGCUGUUCUAGGUCAUGAAGCUUGAGAGUAAACCCUAAGACAAAUGCCGGAUUCACUCCGAAUCUUAAACUUUUUGAAGAAUUACUGAUAAAUCAAUGAAAAAAAUUUUAUUUUUUAUUAAUUUACGCUUAGUUAUUUAAGGUUUUUAUGAGCUUAUUUUUAACUCUGGUAUCAUACAUUGUAAAUGGUUUUUUUUCUUUGUAUAGAGGUGUGGUAUACAGUACAACAAAUACUUCCAUAAAAUGGUAUAUUUGCAUUGAUCAUUGGAAAGUGUUUCAAGUUCUGUAAAAUAAAUACUGUAUCAUUAUUCUUAGUGUAGUAUAUCAAAAGUACUUAUUGUAUAUAUAUUUUUUUGUUAUUAAUGUGUAGAUAUCGGGACACUCUUACUGUAUUUUAACCUUUUGUAUAUAAAAACAGAAGAUCAUGAAAAGCAAAUAUGAUACUACAGUAUAUAUUAGCCAGGCAUACAAUGUCUGACUACCAUUGGCCGACGCAAUUCCAUAUUUAACACAACGCUAUAACAAAUUGUAGUUAUUGACAAUUCUCUCAUACUGCUACUUACAAUCGACAGACAGAAUCGACAGACAGUGGCACAUCGUCAAGUGAUCACAGAGUGUAGAGAUGCAUAUGUCGGCCGAUGUGUUUGCCUGGCUUUAGUGUUGUUUUAAACUAUCCCUACAUAUUAAUGCUAUAAAAUGUUCAUACCAUUAUAAAGUUUCAAAAUCCUUAAAUUUGGAGGAGGUUUUUCCUUCUGAUCCUUGGUUAUUGAAAUUUUGAUUAAAAGGAUUAUUAUGAUAUUUUA